CACGCCGCCCAGAAACGCCGGCCAUUAGCCAGCUGCUAUAUCACCUGCUCCACUACUGUUACCCAUCGUCAAUCACCUUCCCAGUUGCUUUCUCUCCCCAUCGUCACCGUCGACGCGUACACCGGGCGGUGAGUUGGUCGUCUCCGGGGAGGAUCGAUCAAGAUGAGCGAUCCCAAGUACGCCUACCCCUACCCCGCGCAAGGUUACUACCAAGGGGGGCCAUACCAGGGGCAGGGCGGCCCGUACCAGGGGCCGCCGGUCAUGGCGCCGCCGCAGUACGCCGCGCCGCCGCCGCCGCGAGCCCAGCCCAGCUUCCUCGAGGGCUGUUUGGCCGCGCUCUGCUGCUGCUGCCUGAUCGACGAGUGCUGCUGCGACCCCUCCAUCAUCUUCGUCGGGUAGAUCAGAUCAGCAUGCGUCAACUGUACAAAGAGACGAUGAUGGCCUCCUCAAGGAUAUUUACCACGUUGUUGCCACGCUAUAUAUGAUACUAUAUCUAAUAUAUUCGCUUAUUGUAACUCGAAUCCAUCAGUAACAAAAAGGCUUCACGAUCCUGCUA
This is a messenger RNA of Hordeum vulgare subsp. vulgare (domesticated barley), 556 nucleotides long. RefSeq names its product cysteine-rich and transmembrane domain-containing protein WIH2-like. Lineage: Eukaryota; Viridiplantae; Streptophyta; Magnoliopsida; Poales; Poaceae. The transcript has 3 exons. Gene Ontology annotation, cellular component: plasma membrane. Bases 163 to 399 code for a protein of 78 amino acids. The record is from RefSeq and is a predicted model, not a curated record.